UUUUUGCCUGUAUAAACUAAUAAAUGGCUUUGUAAUGGGUAAUUCGAUCUCGCAAUUGCCGUUUUGGUACAUUUUAAUCGUUCAGAAGACAGAACUCUGCGCCAUUUUUUUGUCACAUUUUCAGUUGUAGAAUAAUAUACAUACAGUAGUCCCUCGCUAACUCGAACUCCCAAGGGGAAAGAAAAAUUGUUCGAGUUACCGGGGGUUCGAGUUAACCGGAGUUGGUGUCAGAUUACGUUUAUUAUAUAAGUAAUACAAUAAGAUAUAAAAUCCAAUCGAAUCAUUCUUCAAGGGAUACCAGGCCUCCCAAUAUGAAUGGUCAGCGAGAGUGGACGACGUUUUAAAAUUAAAAAGAUCGAAAGAAUACAAAAGGAACUAAAAAAGUUAGAUCAAUAACGACCGUAGCACCACACAAAAUCUUUUAAAAUUUAUAGGCAUUUAUAUACAAUUAUACACUGAUUAACUUGUUGUUAUUUUGAUAGUUUCCAGUUGUCAAAAUUCUAUCUUCUCACAUUUCAAAGUUUGCUGAUCUAUGAUUCGAAAGUCGAAACCAAAGUUCGAGUUAACCGGAUAUAUUUGACCAAGGGGAAACAAAAUUUGUUCGAAUUAGCGAGGAGUUCGAGUUAAGCGAGUUCGAGUUAAGCGGAGUAAAUUACUAUGAAAAACACUAUCAAAUUCAAGGGGAAUUGGAUUUAGUUCGAGUUAGCGAGGAGUUCGAGUUAAGCGAGUUCGAGUUAGCGGGGGACUACUCACUACUGUAUACUCAACAUAGGGGGCCCAUCAAUGUUUUGCACGUAUGUUAAAGUAAAUGUGGUCACUUUACAAGCAGUUGUGCCAGUCAGUCAAGAAUGCAAAGAAAUGAUAAAAAUGACUGAAAAACAAGGAUAUGUUAAAGCCUUGGUUAAUAUUGGUGGGGGAAGACAAAAGCUCAUGCCUGAGGUGAGAAAUAACUACAGAUGCAUUGUAGACUCAUUUGAGAAAGCUGCUGAAAUAUGGGACAGAAUCAAACAUUUGAUUCCAGAGAAAUGGCGAGGACGGAAAGCGCUCGGUUUGAAUGAACGAUUACGUUUUCUUCGAUAUGAUCCAGGACAAGAGUUUAAACCACAUUUUGACGGGUCGUAUGUGAGAGAUAAUGGUGAAGCAAGUUACUUGACUAUUCAACUUUACCUUAACGAGGGUUUCACUGGAGGAGCCACUACUUUUCUCGAAAAUUUCGAAUUUGGUAGAAAUGAUGUGGAUUGUGUUCCCAAAAUUGGUCGUGUUCUUGUUUUUCAACAUGAUAUUCUUCACAGUGGGUCAAAAUUGAUGAAGGGAAGAAAAUACUGUCUUCGCACUGAUGUGAUGUUCAGUAGAGAUUGAUGCAUCAUCAUUUAACCUCAAGUUAAUGCUGUAAUUUUUGGACGACGAUUGAUUCAACUCAUGAGUCCUGUUUUUACGGCUAAGACGUUUUAAAAAACAUUGAACAAAUGAAGGACUAUGUGGAGAUUGGUGUAAAACUAUUGUAACGGAUAUCGAAUAAUCUUUAAAUAUAGACUAACCUAAUGGAAUAAGGAAAAGCAAGUUGCCGCGGAUGCACCAUUGUAAGUGCUUCCGAGAUUAAUAAUUUUAUAUAAAUAUAGCAGUUAAUAAUAGAAAAUAUAUUAUAGAUAAUUAAAGGAAGCUAAUACGCCCUAUAGAACGAGAGUAUAAAUAACAAAUGUAAAAUAUGAAUAAGAGAGUUGGAUUUAGACCGGUUGUGUGUUUGUGUGUGAAGUAAGCUCGGCUCGUUACACUAUGACGAUACGUUACACUUUUUAAAGCUUGGAUAUAUUCAUCCAAGGUCUCACCUACUUGUUGCCGUCUCGUAGCUAGAACAUGCCG
This is a messenger RNA of Dendronephthya gigantea, 1860 nucleotides long. RefSeq lists its product as uncharacterized. The coding region runs from base 784 to 1359 and encodes 191 amino acids. Lineage: Eukaryota; Metazoa; Cnidaria; Anthozoa; Malacalcyonacea; Nephtheidae. Gene Ontology annotation, cellular component: endoplasmic reticulum. Gene Ontology annotation, biological process: peptidyl-proline hydroxylation to 4-hydroxy-L-proline. Gene Ontology annotation, molecular function: procollagen-proline 4-dioxygenase activity; iron ion binding; L-ascorbic acid binding. The record is from RefSeq and is a predicted model, not a curated record. The transcript has 7 exons.